Molecule: messenger RNA, 255 nt
Organism: Fusarium poae
Lineage: Eukaryota; Fungi; Ascomycota; Sordariomycetes; Hypocreales; Nectriaceae
Exons: 2
Coding region: 1-255 (84 amino acids)
Source: RefSeq, a predicted model, not a curated record
AUGAUGGUCUUCACACUUUCUAGCGACGCCUGGGGAGGCUGCAGAGUACCUCCCAGCGUCCCAUUCCAGCCCACGCCUAUCCAGGCUCCUAUUUUCACCAAGUUAAACCUGCCUACCCUGUAUCCCCCAAGCCCAGAGCCCGAGCCAGACUGGCAGAUUCCAAUCCAGCUCAGCUUCUCGGGGAAACUCUCGAGGCAACUCUUCAGAAACUUCUACAGAAAGAACAACCACGCCUUUCCCACGCCUCUUAUCUAG